Molecule: messenger RNA, 1283 nt
Organism: Tupaia belangeri chinensis (Chinese tree shrew)
Lineage: Eukaryota; Metazoa; Chordata; Mammalia; Scandentia; Tupaiidae
Gene: LGALS4
Product: galectin 4
Exons: 10
Coding region: 216-1187 (323 amino acids)
Molecular function (GO): carbohydrate binding
Source: RefSeq, a predicted model, not a curated record
GAUGAUCUGCAACUUGGCUGGUCACCAGGGAAGCUGGCCAGAGAAGGGAGACUGGGGAGUGAGAGCCUAGGAUCACCGGAAGAGAGACCCUGUGGGCCUCCCCUGCCAGCCACUCCCUCGCCCUCUGGUAUAAGAGCCACCCCCACCUGCCAUCUGCCACCAUUUCCCAUUCCACAGCUCUUCUCCAGGACAAGCCACCAGCCCAGCCUCUCAGGAUGGCCUUUGUCCCUGCACCGGGCUACCAGCCCACCUACAACCCGACUCUGCCAUACAACAAGCCCAUCCCGGGUGGUCUGAGCAUCGGGAUGUCCGUGUACAUCCAGGGAGUGGCUAGCGAUCACAUGAAGAGGUUCUUCGUGAACUUCGUGGUGGGGCAGGGCCCUGGGUCGGACAUCGCCUUCCACUUCAAUCCCCGCUUCGAUGGCUGGGACAAGGUGGUCUUCAACUCUCAGCAGAACGGCCAGUGGGGCAGCGAGGAGAGGAAGAAGAGCAUGCCCUUCCGCAAGGGCUCCCCCUUCGAGCUGGUCUUCAUGGUCUUGGCAGAGCACUACAAGGUGGUGGUAAACGGAAACCCCUUCUAUGAGUUCGGGCAUCGGCUGCCCCUCCAGAUGGUCACACACCUGCAAGUGGAUGGAGACCUGGAGCUCCAGUCAAUCAACUUCAUUGGAGGCCAGCCGCCCCCCAACCAGGUACCCAUGGCUAUCCCGGCUUACCCUGGUCACGUACAUCAGCACCAACAGCCGGCUGUUCUGCCCAACAUGGAGGGACCCCCAACCUUCAACCCGCCCGUGCCAUUUAUUGGGAGGCUUCAGGGGGGGCUGACAGCCCGAAGGACCAUCAUCAUCAAGGGCUACGUGCCCCCCACGGCCAAGAGCUUUAUCAUCAACUUCAAGGUGAGCUCCACCAGGGACACGGCACUGCACAUUAACCCCCGCAUGACCGAGAACGCCGUGGUUCGCAAUAGCCAUCUGAACGGCUCGUGGGGAUCGGAGGAGAGGAAGAUCUCCUACAACCCGUUUGGUCCCGGGCAGUUCUUCGAUUUGUCCGUUCGCUGUGGCAUGGACCGCUUCAAGGUUUACGCCAACGGCCAGCACCUCUUCGACUACUCCCAUCGAUUCUCGGACUUCCAGAGGGUGGACAUGGUGGAAAUCCAGGGCGAUGUGACCUUGUCCUACGUCCAGAUCUGAUCUCCUCAGGGGCCAUGACUCCCAGGGAAACAGAAAGAGUCCCAGGGUCCCUUCGAAGCCCCUAAUAAAUUGUCUGAGUAUGUCUCGUGAGUGGAC